This is a messenger RNA of Porites lobata, 3691 nucleotides long. The record is from the annotation of a GenBank genome assembly. NCBI's taxonomy places the organism in Eukaryota, Metazoa, Cnidaria, Anthozoa, Scleractinia, Poritidae.
AUGUAUCAUCACAGCCUUCGUCAAGAUGUCUUUAUAAAGGAAAAGUACCAUUAUUUAAACGUUCCUAAAGUUGGAACAUUUAUAGUGUAUGACAGCCUUGACUGCACCUUUGAAUGCCUCGGCAAUCCUUCCUGUUUGUCCUUCAACCUGGCAGCUUACAAAGGAGGAGAUGGAAAGUUGCGGUGUGAGUUGUUAUCCUCAGAAAAGUACAGCAAUUCUGAGGAAUAUAAAAGGAACGAGAGUUUUCAUCACUUUUCCAUCAAGGUGGGGUAAAAUCUUUGCAUAGAGUUUAUUAAAGUAAGAUAUUUUUUUGACAUCCCAGUCUAUGCGAUUUUUAAUAACCUGUCACGAAUACGAAUCGACAUAAAAGUGACUACUGCACGAUAACAAGUCGGGGUUAUUCAGUCGAAUGUCACUUCCUCAUUUUUUUCUGCAAUCAACACUUUUACGCAAAACAAAAUUACCUUAAUUAUAUGGCAUUUGACAUCGACCUUUUUUAAAAUUAUUUCAGACUCCAUGCAUGUCAUCACCUUGCCAAAACGGAGGCACCUGUGUAGCUAACUACAAGUAUCACACGUUUGACUGCCGUUGCAAAGAAGGAUUUUAUGGAGAAUUUUGCGAAAAAGGUAAUUGAUAUUCAGACCAGGGCCCCGGUUCAAGAUAGGACAACUAAACUUAGCGGGUUUACCUAAAAUUUAUCUGGGAACAUUUUCAAGGCGUUGUAACGUGUACGUCAAAAUUGAUGUUACCAUGGCAACCGAGUUUUGACAGCCAUGUGUUUCAAAAUUUGCAUUUUCUUUAAAAAAUAGGUUUUAUUUCUUUUUUUUUUACUGAUUGAAUAAUUAGGUUAUCUACUUCUUUUUUUUUCAGUUGCCAAGUCAUGCCAAGACGUUUAUAAUCAGCUCACAGAAAAGUGAGUAAACCUAUGCAUUAAGUAAUUUAAUUAAUGAGGAUAGAUCAGUUCAAGUCCGGGGGAUCAUUCGGAGUGCCGUCAGUACUUUGUUUAUGAGCCUCAAAAACAGCCAAAAAAAUCACUCGGCAAGCCUCAAAAGCGAAAUACAUUUUGUGUUGCAGAGAAUGUCGAUAUCACUAAAUUGUUAGAAUUUGUAUCUUGGCUGAUGGAUUCUAUUUCAGCCUUUGUUCUCCACCUUCGAAACUCAAGGUUAUUAUGGACCUAACUCGUAAAAACUGUUGAAUUUUUAAAACAAAUGAUUGGUACUGUUCAGAUAAUAAAAACCAUAAACUAUGAACACCACCAUCCUGCACGGAAAGCCCUCCACCAAAGUUGUUGAUAAAAUUCAGUUGAACGCCUCCCUUUCUCUGAAUACGAACACCUGUAUAAAACGAAUGGUUCGUUUGUACCGACAAAAAGUUCAGAUAUUUCAGUGCUCAUAAGUUAACCUGGUUAAUAUGGAAAACGAACACUUUUCUGUGUCCCGAGUCUCAAACUGUCAUAUAAUAAUUACCGUAAACUCCCCCGGGAGGUCCUCAAUAAAGUUUUAUAAGGGGAAGCUCAUGACCAGCCCUGGGUCCAACUCCUUAUCUUUUACGCCUAUCAUUUUUGCAGAAAAGGUACUCCUUUCGUAUCCCAUUCCAUCCCUUUUGGAAAUUUAGAUUGGACUGAGACUGUACUGAAUUCCAUUCAUUUAUGUUUGUAACAAAGAGCGAACCUUUUUCUUUUUUUUUUUACAACCAGUUAAGGUACAUUCCAUUUUUCUCUCUCCGACAGUUGGGAGCUGGAAAAAUUAAAAUGAGAUUUCAUUUUGUACAGGUUGAACGUGACUCAGUUGGUCACUCUCCUCCUUGACUCCAAACUGGUUUCAGUUCUCUGUCACUUUGGAAAUUUUGGAUGCGGAGAUGGAGGAUGGACACCGGUGAUGAAGAUGGACGGCAACAAUGUAAGACAUUCGUGUACGUUUUCCCAUAGUUUGGCAACGAGAGUGGAAAAAAAAUGUGCUGUUAAUAAUUAAAUACAUGCAGGUUUGCCGCUGUCAGCGGUAAUUUUCAAUUAUCCUAGCCUGCGAAUACGGAGCCGUUUCUCCUUGCUCCUCGUCGCUAGGGACGUUUCAUCAGGAGGAAAGUCUGGACCUCAGCGACAGAAAUUCCAUACUAAUGACGUAAAAUUGCAAAAUUUUCUGGGGGAGCAUAAUCCCAGUCCUCCAAGUUUGAAGCGCCUUCGGACCUCUAACUUUUCUUCUCGUUGGUACAUGCUAAGUCCUUGGACCUGACAGAGUUAAGUAUUAAGAACACCUUUAAGCUUCUGGAAUAUCUCUGUCAGUAGCAGAAGUCAUCCGCCCUUCCUGUCAGACGAUGUGAAGUUUUUAAUCAAAACGCAGAAGCCUGCUCCCUGUACUUGCGAAUAAGCGAGAGUUAAAGAUAGUUAUAUUCAAUUCGGCAUUUUUCAAUCGCAUCAAUGAUUAAAGAGUGCAGUAUUUGUUUACUUUUUAUUCUCUCGGUGACCAUUAACGCCAUUUCGCCAGCUGUGGCUUAGACAACUUUAUUUUAUAAAGCUGGAGAAGCAAGGACGUUGCAGAUAUUCUUUUUAUUGUAAUGGAUCUUUCAUUGCAAAAUCUUUUUUUCUUCUUUUCCUGUAAGGAUGUUGUCUUUAGAAGAAAAAAGAAACCUUUAGUUUUAACUUUUCUUUUUAAAGGACAUUUUUCCUAUUUCUUCCUCCUUUCUACCAUAGCAAACAUUUCAUUACGAAACAGCCUUUUGGAGAAACAAAGAAACCUUUAACCUUGACGGAGGGAAGACUGGGUUUGACUCACAAGAGACUAAACUACCCUCCUACUGGAACACAUCCUUCUCCAAGAUCUGCCUCGGUAUGAAGAUCGGUCAGCACAUCAGGUUUAUUGUCAUCAACAAGCAGGUGAACUCCUUGUACUCUCUGAUCGCUGAUGGGCAAUACCGCGCCACCUCACUGGGUCGUGACACGUGGAAGUUGCUGAUUGGUUCUGAGGCCUCCUUGCAGCUCAGCUGUAACAAGGAAGGAUUUAAUGCUGUUUGUGAUAAUGCUGGUUAUUCCAAAGCAAGAAUCGGGAUCAUUAGUAACGACAAUGACAAUUGCAUCUUCAGUGAGUCUAGAAUUGGAUUUGGUACUGGAGGAUAUCCUGAUAAUAGCAGCUCGUGUGGAAACGAGGCUAAGUGGGCUCCAGAUAAUGGCGAAAAACAUAUUAAGGCAAUGGGAUAUAUUUUGGUGCAGUAAAAAGAAACUUAUCUGGGUUUAUCUACCUUGGCGCCAAAAAAAAGCUAGCUUAACUGAACUCUAGAUCCUGUUCGUUUUUUUGAGGAUAAACAAAAGAAAAUAAGUAACCAUUAUACAUUAAACUGAAGCAUAUAACCCUUUCUGUUAGAAAUCAAGGAUACACUGGGAAACCAAGAUAAAAAUCGUUGGCUGUGUUUAUCUCAGUUACUCCUCAAAGGUAGUACGCGCUAACAAAACUAUCUUAUUUUAAGAUUGUAUGUGAGUGUUCAGGUUUUACUUUUUUUUGUCAUUGUUUUUGUUUUUAGAUCAGUAUUUGAAAAGGACGAAGUUGGUGAUGCGAGUACUAGCUUUUCUGCAUGGCCUCUUUUCCAAGUUCUUUUAAAUAAGCGUCCUUGAAGAGUUUACAAAUUCCAAACUACUGUAGUAAUGAAAAUAAAAUAAGGACCGUCCUGUAUUGGUAAUUAGAAACGGUCAGUGUUAACGUGG